Capronia epimyces CBS 606.96 is the source of this 1167-nucleotide messenger RNA. Its product is annotated as isocitrate dehydrogenase [NAD] subunit 1, mitochondrial. Gene Ontology annotation, cellular component: mitochondrion. The coding region runs from base 1 to 1167 and encodes 388 amino acids. Gene Ontology annotation, molecular function: isocitrate dehydrogenase (NAD+) activity; magnesium ion binding; NAD binding. NCBI's taxonomy places the organism in Eukaryota, Fungi, Ascomycota, Eurotiomycetes, Chaetothyriales, Herpotrichiellaceae. The transcript is spliced from 5 exons. Gene Ontology annotation, biological process: isocitrate metabolic process; tricarboxylic acid cycle. The record is from RefSeq and is a predicted model, not a curated record.
AUGUCUCUGGCACGGUCGACUCGCAGCGCUCAGUCGCUAUUUCGCGCAGCUCAGCGGGCAAGCAGAACCCAAACCACGUCGGCCCUUCUCGCCAGAACUUAUGCCACGACCGUCGAAUCGGAUAUUUUCAAGCCGACAAAAUAUGGAGGAAAAUACACGGUGACCUUGAUCCCAGGUGAUGGUAUUGGUGCCGAGGUCGCCGAAGCCGUCAAGACCAUCUUCAAGGCCGACAAUGUCCCAAUUGAGUGGGAACAAGUCGAUGUCUCGGGCGUCGAUACUGGCGACAAGCACUCGGAAGAGCUCUUCAGAGAGUCCAUCGCUUCUCUGAGGCGGAACAAGCUGGGCUUGAAGGGUAUUUUGCACACGCCCAUCGAACGAUCAGGUCACCAGUCCUUCAACGUCGCCCUCCGACAGGAGCUCGACAUUUAUGCCUCUGUCGUUCUGAUCAAGAACAUCCCCGGCCUCGUCACACGGCACCAGAAUGUCGACCUUUGCAUCGUACGUGAGAACACCGAGGGCGAGUACUCUGGUCUAGAACACCAGUCUGUGUCUGGCGUGGUGGAAUCGUUGAAAAUCAUCACCCGGGCCAAGUCGGAACGCAUCGCCAAAUUUGCCUUCUCUUUCGCGCUCGCAAAUAACCGGAAGAAGGUGACGUGCAUCCACAAAGCCAACAUCAUGAAGCUGGCCGACGGUCUGUUCAGAAAUACGGUCAAGAGUGUCGGAGAGGACUAUCCCACCCUCGAGGUGAAUGACAUGAUUGUCGACAAUGCCUCCAUGCAGGCUGUCUCCCGACCCCAGCAAUUUGACGUGAUGGUCAUGCCCAACCUUUACGGCGGCAUCCUGACCAACAUUGCCGCUGCUCUGGUCGGUGGACCUGGUGUCGUUCCCGGCUGCAACAUGGGCCGAGAGGUUGCUGUCUUCGAGCCUGGAUGCCGACACGUUGGUCUCGAUAUCAAGGGCAAAGAUCAAGCCAACCCCACCGCGCUUCUCCUUUCCGGCACCAUGCUGCUCAGGCACCUGGGUCUGGACGACCACGCCAACCGCAUCUCCAAGGCGGUGUAUGAUGUGAUCGCUGACGGGUCAGUACGCACCCGCGACAUGGGCGGCAACAACACCACGCAUGAAUAUACUAGGACGAUCUUGGACAAGAUGGAGCAGGGCCUGUAA